This is a messenger RNA of Mizuhopecten yessoensis (Yesso scallop), 2725 nucleotides long. RefSeq lists its product as uncharacterized. The coding region runs from base 95 to 2470 and encodes 791 amino acids. The record is from RefSeq and is a predicted model, not a curated record. NCBI's taxonomy places the organism in Eukaryota, Metazoa, Mollusca, Bivalvia, Pectinida, Pectinidae. The transcript is spliced from 15 exons.
CAUUGAACUUUAUCCACCCAAGAAGUAACAUCAAAUAUUUCGACAAGAACUGCGCACACCAAAAAGGACUUAAGAACAAGGAACCGUUACCAAAAUGUGGACCAUUAUAUUCAUUAUUGGCCUGACAUCUGUCAGUGCGCAGCAACCCAGGCCAGGGCCGGGUCAAGGUCAACAGGGCCAACAGGGACAAGGCCAACAACAACAACAAUUCAACUCUCCUUGCCUGGCCUCUUUCGACCAAGUUUUCCGGAAAUGUUUUAUUGACAGCGGAAACUUUCAGCUGGACAUCAUUUUCUCCCUCAUUACCAACGGAACUAGUGGACCACUCCCACAGGGCACAACUAGAGCCUCCUUGCUCCCGAGACUGUGCUCGAUUAGAACAAAUGUGGAGACUUGUGUAAAUCCACUUCCAGCAGGAAUUGCUCAACGACAGCAAUGUACGGACAGAGAACAGCUUAUGAUGAAUUCAACAAUUCAGUCAACAUCACGUGCUGUUGCCUCUCUUUGCGGAGUGGAACCUGAGAUGCCGGCCUGUCUUGGUAAAUUUGACGCCCGAUUUAAGGCGUGCAUGGGUCAAAACCAGGUCAACGACGACUAUUUCUUCAAGUUACUGGGCAAUACUACCGAGGGAUUACAAAUGACAUACGACCAGCUAAAAAACAUGACUUGCGUUCUCCAGACCCAGAAAACCAUUGUCAACUGUGCGUCAACUUCACUGCAGCAACUGAAUGGAGAAUGCACCCAGCAGGAACAAUACAUGGUGGGACAGACCCUACAGAAUAUGAUGGCUUCCUACCAGGGCGUUUGUUCCGGCCGACCUCUCAUGCCAAGACCUCCUCCUCCCCCAGAGUGUCUCAUGAAGUUUGAAAAUGACCUAGAUAAGUGUUCAAGGGACAGCACUACCCUCGGUAUGGGCGAUAUGAUGAUGCUCCUCACCCAGGGGACGGUACCAGCAGGCAAAGACCCUAACCAAAUGAACGGAACCAUUUGCAAAAACCAUAAAGAUUUCGAGGUAUGUGGUAAAAACGCUAUAAAGGCCACGACUUGUAAAGGGAGAAAUCUUCUCAUCGCCGAGGGCACAUUCGCCAAUAUCUUCAUCACUAUUGGAGCCUACUGUCACGACACUUCAAUGCCUGGAGCAUGUAUGCUGACUCUCCAGUCUCAAUUCGCAAAAUGUUUCGGUGAGGUUGGUCUGGAUGAAGCUAGCUAUGUUGGAAAUGUAACUGCCCACAAGGGGGCGCUUCUAGGUUCCACUAAACAAGCCGCUCAGACAUAUUGUGGCAAGCGAAAAGAACUGUACGUCUGUAUGAAGAAAGUGAUGCACCGUUGUCCAGGAGCCGAGCAGACCAUGGCACUGACCGGGUUUGACCUUGCUUCUAUGGAGAGAGCCGUGAAUGUGUUGUGUUCUGAUAUCGAUGAGUAUCUUAUCGGUCUGAAGUGCUUCGCUAAACCAACACCUAAAUCGGUCGAGUGUAUGACAGAUAUGGGAGAUUCAAUCACAUCCCUCUCUCAAAGAGAAAUGGCACGUGGCCUUUCUCUUAACAACUUCUUCAACACAUUUUGCGACAUCCGUGUUAAACACGUGGAGUGUGAUACCAGUGCUUGGACAUCGUGUGACCCCAAGGCUGUCGACUUGAAGAGGAAGUUCGAAUGCCACCUCAUCCCAACCAAGUGUCAUCAGCUUAACGCAAAGGAUGUGGAUAAAAUCUGCCCAGUGGCCUCCCAAGUGAAACCUCACCUCUGCGUUGAUGAUAUGAAAGAAGGUAUCAAGAAUUGUAUCGCUAAAUAUAAUAUUGACCCGGAAGUAUUUCUGGUGAACGUGACCCACGACAGGAGUAAAAUGAUCGGUGAUCCUUCGAACGCCAGGAAAUUAUGUCGGGAUAAGGCUGAGGUAUACAGAUGCAUGCACCAAACUCUGGAUAAAUGCGCAGGCGCAGUUGAGCUUCUGGAACAUUGGGGUCACCAACAGGACAAAGUACAGAAUGGCAUCGAUCUACUGUGUGAUAACUUCGACAGCUACGUCGCUGGUUUUGAAUGUUCGUCACAAUCCGGACCGUCUGUCAGGUCUUGUAUCAGCAAAUCGGAAAAUAGCAUGACACAGCUUGUGUCAAAACACGGAGGAAUGGAAACAUCAAAAGAUGCUGGAUACUUCAAACAAUUCUGCGCAAUCAAGAUGGAACAUCUUCAAUGUGACCUGAGCGCAAUGAAGUCGAAAUGCUCUGAGGGUAUAAUGGGUCUGAAGACAGAAUUUGAGUGCACUCUUAUUCAGGAUCGAUGUAUUGGAGCAGAGAGGAACAGUGUUGCUUCUGUCUGUAACGAAAACAAUUACGCCAGGGCCGCCCGGAAGACGGUAAAACCCGGAAUCACAGGCAACUCCAAAGAUCCAAAUGGUGCCAGCGCCAUGUCCUCAGUUUCGUACUUUACUGCUGUUAUUGUUGCUUUUGGAAGCGUGGUGUUGUCUGUGUUGUGAAGGACUAAUAUGGUAACGAUAUAAAUAUGAAACUGGCUAAAUUCAAGGACAUGCAAGUGCGCAUAAGCCUUGUCUUGCAUUUGUUUCGGAAAAGUUUUUAACGGGUUUUAAAAUAUUAUGUUAUGUUGGAAAUUCAAUCGUUCGUUAUAACACACGAUUCAAGUGAUUAAUUUCCAACAUGAGAUUAAUAGAAUCUUUCACCUCCUUGGGGUGAGAUAGGAGAAUCUCAACCCGAGGGGGAAGACUCUUAAGUUG